AUGGAUGCGGGUACAGCGCUGUACAAUUACAUGAACGGGCUGGAAUCCGAAACCAGCAAGGAGGUGCGGCUUCGACAACCCACGACGUUGGAUGCCGCUAUCCAGCAAGCUACCAUCGUCCACAGUAUCUUACACCCCACCAACCCAAACAAUGCCACUACGACCUCUGUCCCAACCGCCUCCUCAACCGCCGAGCCCAUGGACGUGGAUGCAAUGAAUGUCCUCCUUGCCAACCUUGCCUCUCUAGCCAAAACGACCACCGUCGCCAGCAUCCGCCAAUCCUCUCACCACACCGCUCGCUCGUCCUCACGCCCCUCUCUUCCCAAGCUUGACGCUGCCUCACGCGAAUACAAUAUGCGACAUGGUCUUUGUCAUCGAUGCCGUCUCCCAGGUCAUAUUGCCAAGAAUUGCAGAGGCGAUAGAGCAUUCCAUAAUAUCGAAACGGACUCCCAAGCCGCUGACGAAUCGGGAAAAGACCAGGGCGAGCUGUGA
Gamsiella multidivaricata is the source of this 492-nucleotide messenger RNA. RefSeq lists its product as uncharacterized. The transcript has a single exon. Gene Ontology annotation, molecular function: zinc ion binding; nucleic acid binding. The record is from RefSeq and is a predicted model, not a curated record. Bases 1 to 492 code for a protein of 163 amino acids. NCBI's taxonomy places the organism in Eukaryota, Fungi, Mortierellomycota, Mortierellomycetes, Mortierellales, Mortierellaceae.